AUGCCUCGUGCCACCAAGGCAGCAGCACCACCUGCCGCACCCGGGUUACCUGCUCGCACCUUCGUUCUCGACAACGGUGGGCACUCUUUGAAAGCCGGCUUCGCGCCUGAAGACCCCGAGCCCGACGCUGACAGCGUUGCAAGAUGUCACAUAACACCAAAUGCACUUGUUCGGACUCGUGACCGCAAGACGCAUAUCGGCACUCAAAUCGAUUCAGAUAUCAGUCAAUGGAGCGAAGCAAUCUAUCGCAGACCGGUUGAACAUGGCCAACUUGUGAGCUGGGAAGUCCAGAAAGAGAUCUGGGAUCAUUCCUUCUUCGACAAGAAGACUGCUUCAAGAGAUGUUCUGGUCGUCGAGCCCUCUGAGACCACACUCAUUUUCGGCGAGAAUCCGAAUGUGCUACCGGCGCUGCAGAAGAACGCUGAUGAGGUUAUCAUGGAAGAGUGGGGAUUCGGAGGAUACAUGAGGAAGAAUGCACAAUCUAUGAACGCGUACAGCGACCUCCAUCCACUGUUCGAGGGACAAGCAGCUCGUAGCGCAAGCAGCCUGGCACAGUUGCCCAUGGAGUGUCUGCUCGUGAUAGACAGUGGAUAUUCACACACUGUGGUCACGCCAGUCUUCGAAGGGAGACCGCUACAGAGAGCCAUUCGACGUUUGGAUUUUGGAGGCAAGCAUCUCACAAACCUAAUGAAGGAAGCCAUUUCUAUCCGCCAUUUCGAUCUGCACCAGGAUACCAAGAUCGUAAACGACAUCAAGGAAGAUAUCUGUUUCGUCAGCAACGAUAUGACCAGCGAUAUGGAGAAGACGUGGAAAGGCAAUAAAGGGCGACAGAAGAAAGUAUUGACGGACGACGACCACAUGGAGAUUGAAGGAGCGGCCAGCAACGAGAUCCGCGUCGACUACGUCCUGCCGGAUGGCAUUCAUCUUCUCCGAGGCUUCUCCAGGCCACACGACCCCUCAGCCGCCGCAGCAAGAAAGCGGAAGCUCAAUGCUGUAGCUCCCAACGCAGAGGUGUCGAUGGUACUCGGCAACGAGCGCUUCACCAUUCCGGAAGUCAUUUUCCAUCCUUCCGACAUUGGCUCAAAGCAACCAGGUCUCGGAGACUUGGUCAUGCAAUCGAUAGCGGUCCUGCCCCCUCUAGUCCAGGCUACCAUGCUGUCAAAUGUCCUCGUCAUUGGCGGCAAUGCCAAUAUUCCCGGCUUCGUUGAAAGAGUCGACGCCGAGCUUCGGAUGCGCGUCAAAAUGGAUUGGGCUGUACGCGUACGAAAAUCUUCAAAUCCAGUCACAAGCUCCUGGUUGGGAGGAACCAGGCUUGCUAGUAGCCACAAAGACGUUGUUCGCGAGUAUGGCGUCACGAGAGAAGAAUAUUUGGAGCAUGGGAGUGGGUGGAUGGCCCGUCGUUUCUUGUCAGGGCCGACAUAG
This is a messenger RNA of Cyphellophora europaea CBS 101466, 1422 nucleotides long. RefSeq lists its product as uncharacterized. Gene Ontology annotation, molecular function: nucleosome binding. The record is from RefSeq and is a predicted model, not a curated record. NCBI's taxonomy places the organism in Eukaryota, Fungi, Ascomycota, Eurotiomycetes, Chaetothyriales, Cyphellophoraceae. Gene Ontology annotation, cellular component: Swr1 complex. The transcript has 2 exons. Bases 1 to 1422 code for a protein of 473 amino acids.